AUGUGUGUUCUGACUAUCUAUAGACCCGAAUACAAGUUUGCUCAACUCGCCAAGUCUGGAGGCCGUGUCAACGAAGCCACCGUCGCGGCAGUCUACGACCAACUCAAACCCGUCUCUCCAGAGUUUCUGGUCGGUCAGUGGGAGGGAGGCGAUUUUGACACUGGCCAUCCUGCUCAUGAGCAACUUGUCAAGAUAAAUUGGGCUGGUAAAGACUUUCGCAGCGUAGACGACGUUGACCCCAUCGUGAUUUACGGAAAGGAUGGCCAACGAACUUGGUUGUCCGACUAUGGGCACGCACGGGUACGCGAGGUCAAGUUCCGCGGAGUUGUCACGGCAGCAAUGGUUUACGACAAAUUUCCCAUCAUAGACGCCUUCCGUUAUGUUGAUGAGAACACUGUGCUUGGUGCCAUGGAUAACAAGUCUCAGAAGGCGGGAACCUAUUACUUCUACCUGAAGCGGAGGCCGAGUAGUAAAAACCGUGCUACCGAGGUGGACGGCUCAAAUCCCCGCGCCCCGCAUCAUGCACAUGCACUGCGGACCGCGCCUGAGUUCACCACUGUUCAAGAUAAGAAGGGCAUGGAAAGCACACCAGAAGUACCUCAGACUCCUGACACGAGAAACUAUCGGAGCCCCGCCACUGUAUCAUCCUCGCGGCUCAAGAAGAGGGAAGCCGAUCGCAAAGCUCAGCGUAUCGCUCGGGAGAAGACCAAGAACCGAAUCGCUCAUUUGGAGAGCUUGGUCGAAGAGCUCAGCCAGAAAGAUGACGACGGCAAGACAGCGUCACUCAUGGCACAGUUGUCGCGGGUGACGGAACAGCGGAACAAGUUGAUGAGUUGCCUGGAGACGACUUCAUCGCUUUUUACUAAGCAACUCACUGACGCCAAGGGUUGGGACUCUGAAAAAACAUUGAACCAGGAAAACAACAAAUCCAUACCGGAUCUGGUUAACUUGGACUUACCACAGCCGUCGACUUUGGACUUCAUGGCUCCGCCUGUUGCAGCUCCUGUGCCGACCACUUCUGAGGUUACCAUGUGCGAUCUGAAACACAUGGGAUUUGCCACAAGUAACUUCACAGAUGGAACCGGCUUGGAAUUUGAACAGUCUUGGUUAAACGAAAUGUUUCUUCCAGAAACAACAGAAGUACGUUCUUCGUUAAUAGGCCCAUUGCCACCGUCGCCAGCGAUGCUCAACCCGACAACCGGAGAAGCCAGCACGUCAACUGCGGAAGCACCGCCAAAGCCGACGUGUAGCUGCAAAAGCUCCAUCAAGAAACGCAGACUCUCCGAUGGCUCGCUGGUGAACUGCAACAACUGGAAAGCAGCAAACAAAAUCUUGAAAGAGCCCUUUGCAAUCUCCCAGGCUAUGUUGGACUUGGAAUACCAAGUCAGCGAGGACAUUCCGGUGCACGCGGUCCUUCACGGGUGGGAUAGCAUCAGUCAAUCGGGGAAAAUGACGCCUCUUUGGAAGAGGGUCCGUCAACUAGACGAAAUGUGCUUCUCAGGCUGCGGUCAGCCGGAGCGCCUGGGUGUGUUGUUCAUGAUUCACCUGCUGAUGCGGGCAUACACCGACCCGACGCCGAUGAAAUCAUCAGUAGUGCCGCAGUGGUAUCUGAAAUCACAACUGCAGCAGAUAUCACCGUUCCGCGAUCCAUCAGCAGACUACUUCACAUGGCCGGCAAUACGCUAUCGUUUCGCGACAACACCGCAUCGAUACUGCCACAACAUCUUUUGGCACAUGUUCAGGGAGCAUUUACGCAUCGCGUGGCCGUUCGACUUCCGCGACUGCUACGUGCGGAACGUGCAGCUCGGGACGUACUGCCUGUCGUCCUUGUUCAAAGACAGGCUGCGCGACUUGCGGGCGUGGACGAUGGAAUCCGACUUUUUCGUGCAGUAUCCGGAGCUGCGAGAGGACAUUCCAAGGUUCCCGGGGCAUCCUUCUCCGGUUACCAUUUCUCAUGCUGUAGGGAGGUUCACAGCACCUGUCUCUGCGAAAAAGGGCAAUCAGAAUUCGGAGAAUGACGAUGAUUCUCAAAAUGGCAAAGACAAGGCACGAUCCGGGUACCAUAAUCUCUCCGAGGGCGGGUUGUUUGCGAAUGAUAUUGACAUUAACUCCAACCCCGAACUUUUGUUCUUUCAAGACACGCUUCAAGAAAGUCAUGGCCCGCGAGAUGCAAGCAGGCAAAUAAGCAAAUACAAAGAUAGUUCAUGUAUUUCCUUGUAG
This is a messenger RNA of Colletotrichum truncatum, 2220 nucleotides long. RefSeq lists its product as uncharacterized. NCBI's taxonomy places the organism in Eukaryota, Fungi, Ascomycota, Sordariomycetes, Glomerellales, Glomerellaceae. The record is from RefSeq and is a predicted model, not a curated record.